GACAUGACGUAAGUAAAUAAAUAAAUUGUCAUGAAUUAAAUUAAACGUUUUGGUUUUAAACAACAUUAUUUAGACACAAAUGAUCAGUCACUGUGGAUAGAAGUAAAUUAUCUUUGAUUCAAAUAAACGUCAUAACAAAAAUGAUUGAUUCAAAUAAAGAAAAUCAUGACGAUACAAUUACAGUAGAAAAUUCUGCAAAUAAUGUUGCAGAUACAGAAAAUAAACCAGUUUCUGAAAGAGUUUUAAAAAUUAAUAACUUAGUAGAAACAUGUAAAAGCAAUGCAACUUUUUUUGCAAGAGAUAACACUGAAAACGGUCAAAGACUCUAUCUAUCUUUUCUUGCCAUGGUAGAUGUUGUAGACAGGAUUCAACCAAAGCUUAUUCCUAUAGAAAGUCAAGUACAUUUUUUUGAUUUUGAUGAAAGUGUUCCUGGAAAUGGAUAUAGAAGUUUUCUUAUUGUGAUUGAUGGAGCUAUUCAAAUGGCUGUUGAGUGUUCUGAAAAAGUUUUACAGAAAAGGGAUAGUACAUUUUUUCGUAAAAGUACUUUAACUAAGGACGUUGAGUCUUGUUCACACCUUCUGACCAGUCUAGAUAGUUGUUUAACACACCUAGGGACAAUAAUGUCAUGGAGUGACAGAGGCAGUCUUUUUGUUAACGAGGACUGUCCAUUAGGUGACUUAUUUUCAAAAUAUGGAGAGAUUAAUCAACAUUGUUUCUAUGGAAGAAAUUUAGGCUUUCAGUAUUGCGAUUCAAUACGGAAUGUCUUACAAUUCAUCGCCUUAUCAAUGACUUUGUUUUCUGAAGUAUACUACAGCCAAGGAUCAUUGAUUAGCAAAGCGACCAGUUCAGUAGUGUCAACGACAAAAUUUAUAACCGAUCCGGAACAAAGAGCCAGAAGAAUUGUAAAUAUUGCUCAGAACGCGGAAGUUGACUUCUGCAAAGCUUUUUGGUUUCUAUCCGAGACGGAACUUAUGAACCAACUGCCUUCUAUCGUUUCGCCUAGCGUAGCCAUUUCCAAGAUGAUACAAAUUCCUCCAGAACCUAUAGUCAUGGAAACUAUCGAUGGAAAUACUUAUGAAGUACCAGUGCCUUCUUCGUUUAUUGGUCGAAAAUCAGUACAAGUUCGAUUGAUAAGCCACAAGGUCCGAGAAGGAAUGUUAGGAACCAAAGGCAGGUCCUCAGUGGAGCCACCUUCGAAGGGCCUAAUGAUUCACUGUCACGGCGGCGGAUUCGUAGCUCAAUCGUCAAAAUCACACGACGGAUACCUCAGGGAUUGGGCGAAACAAUUGGACAUUCCCAUACUAUGCAUCGACUACAGUUUAGCGCCUGAAGCUCCUUUUCCGAGAGCCUUAGAGGAAGUCCUUUACGCUUAUUGUUGGGCCAAGAAACAUCAUGAUUUUUUGGGAAGUACAGGUGAAAUUAUUAUCGGAGCAGGAGAUUCUGCAGGAGCUAACUUAUUACUUAGUACAACAUUAAAAUGUAUCAAAGAGAAUAUUCCUACAAUGGCUGGGUUAUUUAUAGCAUACGUACCUACUUUAGUACAUUACAUACCGUCACCAGCGAGACUUCUGUGUAUGAUGGAUCCUUUAAUACCAUUUGGGUUCUUAUUGAGGUGUUUAAAAGCCUACGCAUGUCCGGAUCCUCAUAUGAAACAGGUAUCUAACAGUAACGACAAUUCUGAUACCGAGAGUUUCGAAGAAAUUACUGAAUCCGAUUUAAUGGCAUUACAAGCUCAUAAAUCACCAGUUUCAGAAAACUCGGAUACUAUGACUUACGAAUCUUUGGCGUCCAAUGAACAGAAUAAUUGUGAAAACGCGGGCAAUCCCAAACCUCAGCCUUUAAUGAACGAAAUUUUGGAACGAUAUGUACAAGAGCAACUUCCGAAAGAGGGUAGUACCGAUCAAGUAGCUAGUAGUCUAUCUUUAACGAACACGAACUCAUUGCAGUCCAGAGUUACUGGUUUUGUAUCCAAUUUAAAGGAUUCUUUUACAAAAUAUUUAGGUGAAAGAUCGAUUAGCGAGGCAGAAAAACUUUUGGACCUGGAUGUUGACCCAACACCGAAUUUUUUAGAUAAGUUAGGUUUUGACGUACCGAGAGAUCCGUAUUUAAGCCCGAUUUAUGCCUCAGAAGAGGAUCUAAAGAAAUUCCCACCUACACGCGUAUUGACAGUUGAAAUGGAUCCCUGCCUAGAUGAUUGCAUAAUGUUUGCUAAAAGGCUUAAAAGUGCAGGGAAAGAUGUACAUUUAGAUAUUUUGAGCGGCCUACCGCAUGGCUUUUUAAAUUUUUCAUUGUUUUCAAAAGAAGCCUACGAAGGUUCAAAAGUUUGCAUCAGUCGAAUUGAAGAAUUGUUGAAACUAAACAGUAAUAAUUAGACAAUACUGUACCCCGUUUGAGAUUAAAUUUUUUAUAGAUCUGUCC
Diabrotica balteata is the source of this 2418-nucleotide messenger RNA. Lineage: Eukaryota; Metazoa; Arthropoda; Insecta; Coleoptera; Chrysomelidae. The record is from the annotation of a GenBank genome assembly.